UCAGUUGGCCAAGUAUUCCUCCAGUUUGUCUGCAGACAAACAGAAUUAUUUGUUUGAAUUAAACUGAGUUUCUGAACCUUUUCUCUUACCUCCUACACAGAUCAUUGCAUAUCAGCCAUAUGGACGCUCUGUAGACUGGUGGGCAUAUGGAGUGCUGCUCUAUGAAAUGCUUGCAGGACAGCCUCCAUUCGAUGGAGAGGAUGAAGAUGAGUUGUUCCAGUCCAUAAUGGAGCACAACGUGUCAUACCCCAAGUCCCUGUCCAAAGAAGCUGUCUCCAUCUGCAAAGGGCUGAUGACCAAGCACCCGUCCAAGCGUCUGGGCUGUGGCCUUGAGGGAGAGAGGGACAUCAGAGAACAUGCCUUCUUCAGACGUAUCGACUGGGAACGCCUCCAGAACAGGGAGAUACAGCCACCUUUCAAGCCCAAAGUG
Messenger RNA from Lates calcarifer (barramundi perch), 430 nucleotides. Its product is annotated as protein kinase C alpha type-like. Gene Ontology annotation, molecular function: protein serine/threonine kinase activity; ATP binding. Lineage: Eukaryota; Metazoa; Chordata; Actinopteri; Centropomidae. The annotation marks the transcript as partial. The transcript is spliced from 3 exons. The record is from RefSeq and is a predicted model, not a curated record. Gene Ontology annotation, biological process: protein phosphorylation.